Molecule: messenger RNA, 795 nt
Organism: Peromyscus leucopus (white-footed mouse)
Lineage: Eukaryota; Metazoa; Chordata; Mammalia; Rodentia; Cricetidae
Gene: Ube2c
Product: ubiquitin conjugating enzyme E2 C
Exons: 6
Coding region: 70-609 (179 amino acids)
Source: RefSeq, a predicted model, not a curated record
GCGGCGGCCCGCAGCCCCGCAGUUUGCCCUUUCGUCUUCACACUCCUGUUCAGGUCCUAGCGUCUCGGGAUGGCCUCGCAGAACCGCGACCCAGCUGCCGCCAGCGUCGCCGCCGUUCGCAAGGGAGCCGAGCCCAGCGGGGGCGCCGCCCGGGGCCCUGUGGGCAAGAGGCUACAGCAGGAGCUGAUGACCCUCAUGAUGUCUGGGGACAAAGGGAUUUCCGCCUUCCCUGAAUCAGACAACCUGUUCAAAUGGGUAGGGACCAUCCACGGAGCAGCCGGCACAGUAUAUGAAGACCUGAGGUAUAAGCUCUCACUGGAGUUCCCCAGCGGCUACCCGUACAAUGCACCCACAGUCAAGUUCCUCACGCCCUGCUACCACCCCAAUGUAGACACCCAGGGUAACAUCUGCCUGGACAUCCUCAAGGACAAGUGGUCCGCACUCUAUGACGUCAGAACCAUCUUGCUCUCUAUCCAGAGCCUGCUAGGAGAACCCAACAUCGAUAGCCCUUUGAACACACAUGCUGCUGAGCUCUGGAAAAACCCCACAGCAUUUAAGAAGUACCUGCAAGAAACGUAUUCAAAGCAGGUCUCCAGUCAAGAGCCCUGACGCAAGAAGUCCAGCUUCUCUCGUGUGUCGUCUUUUUCCUUAAGUGGUCUGUCCUUUCCUUGAUUUCUAAGCUGUGCUGUUAUUUUUGUUUUAUUCGUUUUUUGUUUUGUUUUUUUUUUAAAUUAAGUCUGCUUGAGCCCUUGCAAUGUAUAUUAAAUAAAUACGUAUUCGUUGUUUUUGUAUAAA